AUGCCCAUUCAUAGAAUUUCACUAUUCAUGUUUGGAAAUAUCUGGUCCCCUUCCAAAACCAUGGUACUGCCCAAGUUGCCAGCUGCUCCCUCCACUGAACAAAUGAAAAAGAGCCCCAAGAAAACUUUACAGAACCUAGAUGAAGCAUUGAAGUAUAACAGUAUAUGUAUUUGCAAAGCCAAACCAAAGGUGGGGGAAAAGCUUUUAAAGUGUCAUAGCACAAACUGGCAAAAUGGAAAUUUUUUUCAUUUACAAUGCCUCCAGUACAGGAGAAUGCCAAACAUCAGCAAGACUACGUGGGUUUGCAGUGACUGUAAAGUCAACUUGGCUUCUCCUACCACUUGUUCUUCUUUGAAUACCACUUAUGAUGAUUCAACAACUACAAGUAGCAGUAUUCAUGAUUUACACUCAGUACCAGUGAAUCAUAACAGUGCUAAAACAGCAUCUACAUCAAGAAUUAACAUUAAUUCCCCUUCCACUUGUUCUUCUACAUGUACAACUAACAUGAUGACUAACAAUACACUUUGCUUGUCUGAUGAUGGUAAAGACAGUACUGAUGACUUUGAAAGUGAUUAUGAUGACAUUGAAAUUACCUCUGUAGGCAAAGGAGAAUCAUACUUGCCCUCCGACUAG
Messenger RNA from Pocillopora meandrina, 633 nucleotides. The record is from the annotation of a GenBank genome assembly. Lineage: Eukaryota; Metazoa; Cnidaria; Anthozoa; Scleractinia; Pocilloporidae.